Messenger RNA from Aplosporella prunicola CBS 121167, 935 nucleotides. RefSeq lists its product as uncharacterized. Gene Ontology annotation, cellular component: mitochondrion. NCBI's taxonomy places the organism in Eukaryota, Fungi, Ascomycota, Dothideomycetes, Botryosphaeriales, Aplosporellaceae. The record is from RefSeq and is a predicted model, not a curated record. Gene Ontology annotation, biological process: FMN biosynthetic process; riboflavin biosynthetic process. The coding region runs from base 77 to 760 and encodes 227 amino acids. The transcript has 3 exons. Gene Ontology annotation, molecular function: riboflavin kinase activity.
GUCCAGACGAAGCCUCCCCGUGUCUCUGCGCAAAUCUCGGUUCCCGUCUGCACGCUCGCUCGCUUCAUCCGCCAGAAUGCCUCCGCCAAAGGGCCCCCGAGAGCCCAUCGCCGGCCCCGACGUCCCCGAGCCGCCCUUCCCGCUCAAGCUUAGCGGCACAGUCAUCAAGGGCUUCGGCCGCGGCAGCAAAGAGCUGGGCAUUCCCACGGCCAACAUCCCCAUCGAGGGCCUCAGCGUCGGCGGCAACGACCAGCUGCAAAGCGGCAUCUACUACGGCUGGGCCGGGCUGGACUUUAGCAGCGCCAACGGCAGCCCUGCCGAGCUCCAGCACGGCCAGCAACACCCGGACGAGUCGAUGGUCAACAAGGCCAUGCACACGGGCAGCAGGGUCGUCGACGCCGUCGGCAAUGUCCUCUUUGGCUCGCCCGACGAGAACGUCGCCGAGGAGUGGGAGGGCCAGCACCGCGUCCAUCCUAUGGUCGUCAGUAUUGGCUACAACCCUUUCUACAAGAAUACCGUCCGCAGCGUGGAAGUCCACCUCCUGCACGCCUUCACGCACGACUUCUACGGCGCCCACCUCAACCUCAUGAUCCUCGGCUUCAUUCGUCCUGAAUACGACUACGUGGACAAGGAUAGUCUGGUCAAGGAUAUUAGGACCGAUAUCGAGGUUGCGGGACGCAGCUUGGCCCGCCCCGCUUAUGCGAGGUGGGAGAGGGAUGGCUUUUUGACGAGGUUUGGAGAGGGGGAUGUGGGGAGCUAGGGGGGUUUAUAGAGGGGGGAGAGGGAGGGGCAAAGGAGUAGUUAGAUAGCCUUGCUUGCUUGGUUUUCUUUUUAAUUAUUUAUUUUGUUUAUUUACGUCCUUGAUGCCUGGUUUAUUUUCCUUCCCAUGUUGCGUCCUUUUUUUUUUUUUUUUUUUUUUUUUUUUUUUUCCUUUU